GAGAAGAUGCUGCGCACCCCCAAGUGCUCACGGUGCCGGAACCAUGGCUUCCUGGUGCCAGUCAAGGGCCAUGCGGGCAAGUGCCGCUGGAAGCAGUGUUCCUGCGAGAAGUGCUUCCUGAUCACCGAGCGCCAGAAGAUCAUGGCUGCACAGAAUGUGCUCAAGAAGCAGGCCUCCGAGGAGGUGCAGGAGGUGUCCUUGAGUGGGCAGGGGCCCCCGCUGCCCUCUGGGGCCGUGGCCGCUGCCCCGGGCUCAAGCCACCUGGUGCCUCCGCCUGUCACUUCAGGAGACAGGGAGCUGGGCCCCGAGUGCUGCGUGGCUACCCGCUUCCCUGAGAGGUCACCACCGGGUCCCAGCCCUGGCCUGAGCCCCUUCCAGCCAGUUCUGGGUGGCCGUGGCUGCGGCCACUUGGGGCCAAGCGAGCGCGCCGCAGUGGCUGUGCCCAGUUCUGUAGGGCCCCAGAUCGGGAUGGAGGCCGCAGGCAGAGGACACCCCGGCCGUCCGGAGCAUCACGGGCCGCUGCCUAGCCCGCCGUUCGCCGACUUCGGUAAGCUCUCCAGGCUCCAAGUGGCCUUGUCCACUCACUGCCGGUUCCUUUCGGGCUGCAGCCCUCCCCCACCACCCCACAAGCCCCGCACGCUGGGGCCCAGGCCUACCCGGAUCCCGCCAGGAUGGGCCCUUGGGGCCACACUCUGGAGGCUCCUCCCAGAGGACUUCCAUGGGCCUAUGAGCUCGCCCAACCCCCCCUUCACUCCUUCCCGCCAUUUUGUCAGACUGGAGGCUCCUCCCCCAGACUUCCUGCACUCGGAUCGUGUCGUAGGGUCUGAGCACCUGGAGAGAGAGCCUCCGGAGCUGUAUCCCAGCCGCUCCAGCAUGCACCCCUACUACCCAGUCCGGCUGGGCUACCAGGAUGCUGCUCUGACCACAGGGAUCCCCCUGCAGCAGGGCUACCAGCAUGCGUCAUGCAGCCACUACUGUGGGGCAGCCUUGGUGCCGGAGCCGGUGGGAGACUUCCAGCCAAGCUACUACCCGCCGCCGCCGCCGCCGCAACCCCAGUUCCUCCCGCCGGGCUUCCUACCUGCGCUCCACUUACUCGCGCCGCCGCCGCCGCCGCCGCCGCCGCCGCCGCCGCCCCCGCCGCUGCCGCCCCCGCUGCCGCCGCCGCCGCCGCCGCCGCCGCCGCCGCCGGCUUUCUCUCUGACGGUCCUGUCGGAUGUGGAAAGGGAGCCCGCUGAUAACCAGGAUGCGGACCUGCCGCGUGAGCCCAACCAGCCUUCAUCUCAGCAGCAGCGCAACUAGGCCCAGGCCCUCUGCCCUGCAGAGUGGAGCCUUGGGGAUGCUGUUAGAACAAUGAUUUUCUUGUCUGGUUUAGUGAUGUGCAGGGUGAAAGGGUAGUGAUAGGCAUAAGAUGAUAGUUAAUUCCCACUUUAAGGUAGGAGGAAGGAGGGAGAUUUCUAAGUUUUCUCAGUCUUAAAAUGUAGGAGUGAAGAGGAACAUGGAGGAUGAAGUUACCAGGGAAGGGCCAGGGCUUU
Molecule: messenger RNA, 1532 nt
Organism: Manis javanica (Malayan pangolin)
Lineage: Eukaryota; Metazoa; Chordata; Mammalia; Pholidota; Manidae
Source: RefSeq, a predicted model, not a curated record